Messenger RNA from Cuculus canorus (common cuckoo), 4384 nucleotides. It is a transcript of the gene UGT8, whose product is annotated as UDP glycosyltransferase 8. Bases 776 to 2416 code for a protein of 546 amino acids. Lineage: Eukaryota; Metazoa; Chordata; Aves; Cuculiformes; Cuculidae. The record is from RefSeq and is a predicted model, not a curated record. The transcript is spliced from 6 exons. Gene Ontology annotation, molecular function: UDP-glycosyltransferase activity.
AUGUCCUUUUAGGAGAAAAAAAUGUCUUUAUCGUCUCUAUUCCUAUUGGUUUAUAUGAAGAAAAAUGGGUAGAAAACGUCAUCUUUAAAUAAGUUUGGAGAGGUGCAGGUUGAAGGAGGACAGCCUGAUGGCUGUGGGUGACUAUCGGAUGAGAUCUUGUGGUAGAAAUACUCCUAACCAUGUUAACUGCAGCAUGAAGUAUGCAUCUUGCAAACUACAAAAUUAGAAACACUAGAAGUUCCAGUUGAGGGGGCAAGACUGAACUGUAUUUGUGAAAGAGUCAUGUUAUGUCCUGUGCUCUGACAAUCACCAGUGCGUCCUUCAGGUGUCAUGUGAAUAAAUACAGAAUUUAAGCCUUUGUGUUUUAGAACUAAGCAUCUUUCUUAUUAAUGUAAAUUGAUUACAGUGUCAAUAUCGCAGUUGUGCUUUUAAAUAAAUCCCAAAUGUGGCAGGAAUUUCAGCACUGACUUCAUGUUGGAAGUUGGAUGGCGUAUAUACUUCGGAAGCGGUGCACGUGGUAUCUCCAUGGGGGGUGCCAACCUCACUGUCUCAGUUGGUUUUCCAGCCAUUUAAUGCAGGUGCCAUGUUGGUGGUGCUGUUAAAAGAAUUCUCUUGUUUACCCCAAGUGCCAGAUGGGAAGGGAGGGGAAGAAGCAGAUCUUGCUGGAAACUGAGCGUUACCAAAUGUGCUCGUGUGCUCUGAAGCAGAGUGGCUCUUUCGUUCCCCAUGACCACUGUAAAGACAACCUCGAAACGGGAAGAUGUGAUCAGCUUUCAUGGGACAGCCAUCUAUGAAGCCGUACGCUCCAGCUUUCAUUCUCCUGUGGGGUUUUGUCGGGCUAGCGAGGGCUGCCAAAAUCGUUGUUGUGCCGCCAAUUAUGUUUGAAAGCCAUCUUUAUAUUUUCAAGACUCUGGCCUCAGCCUUGCAUGACCAAGGUCACCAGACAGUGUUUCUCCUCUCUGAGGGCAGAGAGAUUCCUCCAUCUAAUCACUAUAGACUUCAGCGCUACCCAGGGAUCUUUAACAGCAGCACCUCGGAUGAUUUUCUCCAGUCCAAGAUGAGGAGUAUCUUCUCUGGGAGACUGACAGCCCUCGAACUGUUCGAUAUCCUGGACCACUAUUCCAAGAACUGCGACAUGAUCGUUGGCAACCAAAACCUCAUGCAUGCUCUGAAACAGGAAAAAUUUGACCUCCUCCUGGUAGAUCCCAAUGAGAUGUGUGGAUUUGUUAUAGCUCAUCUUUUAGGGGUGAAAUAUGCCGUCUUUUCCACGGGCCUCUGGUAUCCAGCAGAAGUGAGUGCUCCAGCUCCUCUGUCUUAUGUUCCAGAAUUUAACUCACUGCUCACAGAUCGCAUGAACCUAUUUGAGAGGAUUAAAAAUACAGUUGUUUAUAUUAUUUCAAGAUUUGGAGUCAGUUUUUUGGUUCUGCCAAAAUAUGAAAGGAUAAUGCAGAAAUACAAGGUUCUGCCGGAACGGUCCAUGUAUGACUUGGUUCAUGGAUCCAGCCUGUGGAUGCUUUGUACUGAUGUAGCGCUGGAGUUUCCAAGACCUACGCUACCCAAUGUUGUUUAUGUUGGAGGAAUCCUAACCAAGCCGGCCAGCCCUCUGCCAGAAGAUCUCCAGACGUGGGUGAAUGGUGCUAACGAAAAUGGCUUUGUCCUCGUCUCGUUUGGAGCUGGAGUGAAAUACCUUUCAGAAGAUAUAGCAAAUAAGUUAGCACAUGCUCUCGCCAGGCUGCCGCAGAGAGUUAUUUGGAGGUUUUCAGGAAAUAAACCAAGGAAUUUAGGCAACAAUACAAAGCUUAUAGAAUGGUUACCACAAAACGACCUCCUUGGUCACUCUAACAUUAAGGCUUUCCUUAGUCACGGAGGUUUGAACAGCAUUUUUGAAACCAUGUACCAUGGGGUCCCGGUGGUGGGGAUUCCCCUCUUUGGAGACCACUACGAUACUAUGACUCGUGUGCAGGCCAAAGGCAUGGGAAUAUUGUUGAACUGGAAAACAGUCACUGAGAACGAAUUAUAUGAAGCCCUAGUAAAAGUCAUUAAUGAUCCCAGCUACCGGCAGCGGGCCCAGAGGCUGUCUGAGAUCCACAAAGACCAACCCGGUCAUCCCGUUAACCGGACUGUAUACUGGAUUAAUUACAUCCUCCGUCACAACGGAGCCCAACAUCUACGUGCCGCUGUUUACAGCAUCUCUUUCUAUCAGUAUUUCUUACUGGAUAUUGCCUUUGUUGUACUAGUGGGUGCUGCCUUACUUUAUUAUAUUUUGGCCAGGAUAACAAAAUUUAUCUGCAAACAAAGCAAAAAUAUUUGGUCCAACGACAAACAUAGCGCUGUUAAUGGACAUUACCAGAAUGGGAUACCAAAUGGCAAGUAUAGAAGAAAUGGCCACAUUAAGCAUGAAAAAAAGGUGAAAUGAGCCAACCGCCCCAUGUAAAGUAGUAAUAAAUCAGAUCAGUAAUCGAAUUUUAUCGCUGUAACUUAAUCUAACAACUACUUAAAACCUCAAUAAGCAGUUCUAACACUCCCCUUCAGUAUGUAAUAUUAUGUGACAAAAUUCUACGGAACUUAGAAAAGUCUUAAAAAGAAAAAAAGGGAAGAGCAAGCACAACCUAGAAUGGAAAAUAUUUUAUUCUUAAUACUGAUGCAGAGGGGUUAUUUUGGCACUGAAGUUUUUAGAAGCCUUAAUUCUCUAAAGUUAUAAAAUGCCGGUAUUUAUGAAUUUUCAGUUUCUAAGAGCUAAAUGUGUGUGUCCCAAAUGAGGAAAGGUUUCUUUUUUAUUUGCAGAGUUUUUUUCCUUUUUUUAAAAUUAUUUUAAUAUAUCCAUCUUUUAGCUGAGAGAACUUUAGUGCUAGCUCUGUUUCCUUUGUUGAAGGUUCAACACAUUGUGUAUGAAUAUUGUUUUGAAAAGACUAGUAACUUUUCCCAGUCUUUGUGCAAGAAAUAGCAAAUUGCAAACUGACAACAGACAUUUUUAAAAGAACCAACCUUAAAAUGAGCACUGAAGAAAAAUGGCAAAAAUAUGUACUCCUUUUACUGUUAAGCUGCAUGACUCUUCUGCUCACUACCAGUACUUUGGACAAAAGGGUCUAGAGCAAGUCUACAAUAUGUCUGAGUUUUUAAUUUAUACAGAAUUUUAUUUGUUGCCUUUCUCUGUAUAUAUAAUUUAUGCCAUGAAAAUAUUAGGGCGUUCUGUUUCAAUUUAAAAUGUGGCUGUGUGAGAAGUAGAUCUGCGUAAUUAAGAAAAAUAAAUGAAACAAACAUAAGCCUACAAAGGAAAAAGAAAAUCUAGCCCUGUGCUUAAUGCAAAAGGUGUUGUAAUGGCCCAGAGCUGUGCAGAAUACACCCACUCUUUGGGGUUUGUUUAAAAACCAAACAGCAAACACCCCACUCCACCCCGAAGUUGAAUGUCUUUCCUAUUAAUUCUCAUUAUUAUUAAGUUCUUUCUGAAUCGCAGUGUUGUAGAUGUUCUCUUUCAAUGGUUGUAUCUGGAAAAAUAUUACCUUCUAUUAGUCUGGGCCACGCAAUCCAUGUUUUGCAUAGUUGCCAAUACAAACUCUCCAGUGCGGGAUGGGAGGCUGCUCUCCGGGUUGGGCGACCAGCCUUCUUUCCGAGGUCUGACAGGACACGUGGGGUGAAGCCCGUCCACCCGAGUGCGAGGUUUGCAGAGGUGGUCGUCUCCCCCUUCCCUGCUACGGCCCCUCCCUGCAACAAUCUCCUUCAAUCAUUGUCGCCGACGUGGGAUGCUGGCGGUGGUGCGCACCGAGGGCAGGGAUGCAGGGCGCCGGGGGUAAAAUCAUAACCGCCCCGCGGAACCAGAGUUGGCAACUAUGAGUUUAUUUCCAUGUCAUUCUGUUUACUUGGAAUUUGCACUACACAAGUUGUGUGUGUAUGCUUUAUUUAUUUGUAGUUUGGAUUCCCAUGCCUGAAAGAGAAAGGAAAGAAACCCAUUUACCUAGUGUUGUUCACUAACGUGGGAAGAGUUGUGACGACUACGGGAUGCUGAGAUCAUCUUCAUACACAGUGAUGCAAUAUUUCACUACCAUUCCAUCAGGAGCCUCUAUCCUAUAGCAAUAAAUAACAGUACAGAUAUGUUUCUAAUUUACAGUACAGCUACUUGUACUGCUUUCUGAAUACUUGAAGAAAAUGGUAUUAUAAAUAAGCCUAUUAGCUAUACCUUUUUACAAUCUUGCAGUUCGUGGCAACUAAAGGAGCACACAGAGGCGAUGAAUGGUGGGAUGCUGAUAGGACUUCGAGUGUAUGAAUGACUUGGUUUAGAUGGUUUUUUUUUUUGGCAUUGAAGAAGGUACAAAAGCACUGACCGGAUGAUUAAGCAUAAUUUAAUCUCCACUGUGAUAAAACUUAAGCAAUAAACAUGGAUUUAAUA